AUGUGUGACGAUGAAGUGGCCGCUUUAGUCAUUGACAACGGAUCCGGUAUGUGUAAGGCCGGAUUCGCCGGCGACGACGCCCCGCGGGCUGUGUUCCCGUCGAUUGUCGGCCGACCCCGUCAUCAGGGAGUGAUGGUAGGCAUGGGUCAGAAGGACUCGUAUGUGGGCGACGAGGCGCAGAGCAAACGUGGUAUUCUGACCCUGAAGUACCCGAUCGAGCAUGGUAUUGUCACCAAUUGGGACGACAUGGAGAAGAUAUGGCACCACACCUUCUACAACGAGCUCCGAGUGGCCCCCGAAGAGCACCCCGUCCUCCUCACCGAAGCGCCCCUCAACCCGAAGGCCAAUCGCGAGAAAAUGACUCAAAUCAUGUUCGAGACGUUCAACACCCCCGCCAUGUAUGUGGCCAUUCAGGCGGUGCUCUCGCUGUACGCGUCCGGACGCACCACCGGUAUUGUGUUGGACAGCGGCGACGGCGUCUCCCAUACCGUUCCCAUCUAUGAGGGCUACGCUCUGCCGCACGCUAUCCUCCGUCUGGAUUUGGCCGGACGUGAUCUCACAGACUAUCUGAUGAAGAUUCUGACCGAAAGAGGCUAUUCCUUCACCACAACCGCCGAGCGUGAGAUCGUCCGCGACAUUAAGGAGAAGCUGUGUUACGUCGCGCUCGACUUCGAGCAGGAGAUGGCGACCGCCGCCUCCUCGUCGUCGUUGGAGAAGUCGUACGAACUGCCCGACGGACAGGUGAUCACCAUUGGUAACGAGCGAUUCCGAUGCCCUGAGGCCCUCUUCCAGCCCUCGUUCUUGGGUAUGGAGUCGUGCGGUAUCCACGAGACGACAUACAACUCGAUCAUGAAAUGCGAUGUCGACAUCCGUAAGGACUUGUACGCCAACACCGUGUUGUCCGGCGGCACCACAAUGUAUCCGGGAAUCGCCGACCGCAUGCAGAAGGAGAUCACAGCACUGGCGCCGAGCACUAUGAAGAUCAAGAUCAUCGCUCCGCCCGAACGCAAGUACAGCGUAUGGAUCGGCGGCUCGAUUCUGGCCUCUCUGUCCACUUUCCAACAGAUGUGGAUCUCUAAGCAAGAGUACGACGAGUCCGGGCCAUCCAUUGUCCACCGAAAGUGUUUCUAA
Messenger RNA from Medioppia subpectinata, 1131 nucleotides. NCBI's taxonomy places the organism in Eukaryota, Metazoa, Arthropoda, Arachnida, Sarcoptiformes, Oppiidae. The record is from the annotation of a GenBank genome assembly.